AUGAAAGAAUCUACUGCGCGAUGUGAGGACGUAGCCGAUAAACUAGUGCGCUUGUUUGGAUGGAGACAGACAUAUCCUGUCCAGAAGCUCCAGAGGAGCAUUUUGCCACAGACUCCGGAAAAGGGUCCAGAAACAUGGGUUGGUGUAAGAGCUUUGCGUGCCAGUUCAGGCGGUAUCCUGGAUCCGGACGACCGAGUGCGCGAUGUUGCGGAUGAUCGAGAAACUCUUACUGCAGAGUGCACCAGUCAAGCGCCGCAGCCGCGCGCUGCGCAGGCAGAUGGCGCUAGCGGUUCAUCUGCUGGCACCGCCUCUCCUGAUAUGUUUAGGGGUGGUGGCGGCGUCGGGGGCAGCAUGAGGGUGCCAGAUACCGAUUCUUGUGUGGAGGUGGGUGCAGCUGAUCUUGAAGAUGGUGCCAACGGGUUACAAGUCAGAAGAGGCAGUGAACCUACCUUACACCAAGACACCUUACCACCUCAGAGACAAGUGUCAGAACAGACGAAGCGCUGGUCAGCUGCUGUGGUAUGUCGUGAUGACAACACCAGAGUCACGCAGAAGGUGCACCCUCUAGACGGGCGGCCGCCUGAUCCUCCAGCGCCAGAUAGACACGGCCACUCUGGACAGCACUUCCAAAGACAAUCCAACAGAUUGUCAAUGCAGUUUUCGGGACCUGGGAGCGGUAUAUGGUUGGAUGCAGCGGAACGGGUACAAAGUUAUGGCAGCAAAAGUCUUCCAAGAGACGCGCGGAGGGAGCCUCUUGGUCAGGAUACACCUGUCAACCAUCAGAACCACAGGGUAGAGGAUAUGCUGAGAUGGGUGUCCGGUGUCAACAACGUAGCAAGCGUGCAUCCUGUACAGGAACGUCCACUUGAUCUCUUACCAGAAGUGGGUAGCAGCGAGCGCGCGAUCUCGGAUGUGGAGGUGCCCGUGACGCCCAGCGCCAAGCACGCGCCCGCCGGCACCACCCACGUGUGCGUGGCGCUCGUCAAGGGCGAGAAGGGGCUCGGCUUCACCAUCACCACCAGGGACAACCCCACGGGCGGACACUGUCCCAUAUAUAUCAAGAAUAUUUUACCCAAAGGAGCAGCGGUGAUGGACGGUAGACUGCGCGCGGGUGACCGGCUUGUCUCCGUGAACAACGUGUCGGUGUCCGGCCUCACACAACAACAAGUUGUCACGUUAUUGCGGAACACGCCUACCGAUUCUACUGUCGAAAUUGUCGUCGAGAGACCGGCGCCUAAUAGGACACAGAGGGUAGAACCUCAACAAAGUCCAACUAAAUACGUAGAAAAGGCGAUCGGACCGCCGCCUCAUUCAAACCCAGUGGAGAAUAAAUCUUCAGAGAACGGUCGCGUGUCAAGUAUAGUGAACGCGAUCAAUCAGAACAGCGCGAAUAGUUCGAUGCGAGGGAGGAUACCGAAGAGUUCGUCCAAGGAUGAUCUGCUCAACAAAGAUCAGAGCACUGAUAGUGCGUCAGAUACGUUAAAUACUUCCACUAGUUCUUUCCUAGGUCUUCGAAAUCGACUUAUACUCAGGCUAGAUGUACCAGUGCACGACAGUGAGAAGGCCGGCCUUGGCAUCAGUGUCAAAGGCAAAGUCACGGUGGGACCCGACCCACAGGACUUGGGAAUCUUCAUCAAGAGUGUGCUGCAUGGCGGCGCUGCGUCUAGAGAUGGGAGAUUACACACAAACGACCAACUCUUGAGUGUGAACGGCGUAUCGCUCGCAGGACAGAGUAACGCAGAGGCUAUGGAAACAUUACGUAGAGCUUUAUUACACGCACCACCACAAAGAUCCGGUAGCAUAACGCUGACCAUUGCGAGGCGGACCGACAGCAUGGACAGCCUGGCGAGGUGGAAAGACGACACACCACCUAACGGCAAUGACACUACCAACUCGAACGACAACUCACAAAACUUUAACACUGUCAUAUACACAGCCGGUAAUGAAAAAGAGAAUAAACCUGUAGAUAAUUUCCCACCCAAGUAUGAUUCUAACCAAAACGAAGGCUUCGAUUCUCACGAUGGCCGAUCCAGUAAAAAACACGCAUCAAUAGUCACUAUAAAUAAUAAUACUAGCUGGGUUUCUAACCAAUCAGAUGACAGUAAAGGCUAUCUAGAAAGAGAAAAAGACGCUAUUCCUCAUGAUAACAAGCGAGACAGCUUUGAGUGGAGUCGUUUAGAUGGAUGGAAUCCUGUGAUAGAUCGGCUAACGGGCUUGAGGAACGAGAGUUAUUAUAUGGCGACUCAGACUGAUGCACCGGUAACCAAUGGACAUCACUAUAGGCAUAAUUUAGGUCAUGUGCACAUGUCGCGGUCACCGCCAGCACAUCAUAAUGUUAUUAUUGAAGAAGAUUAUGGUACUACGAGGGGUAGCGGCAGUGGUUGCGGUGGGGAGUCUGGCAGCGAGUGCGGGGGCGCAGGGUUCACCCGAGACGCGGUGGGCCGACGGUCCAUGUCUGAGAAGCGCCACGCCGCUCUCGAUGCUAAGCACACCGGUACCUACAAGAAGAUUAAGGAGAUCAAAGCAGUUAACGCAAUGCAAGUGGGACCUUCACUGGGAAUGCGAAAGUCUUCAAGUUUAGAAUCACUACAAACGGCCAUACAAGAAAACCAAAGGAAUCCGCGUAACGAACCUAUUUAUGCGCGUGCGCACCCACCGUUAAAGCACUGGUUGACGGACGACAACAAUGGGCCGGACAUAAUAAGGGGCUCGCCACAACAAUCCUCACUGUCGCACAAAAAACCCUCUAUAUUAAAGUCAUUAUCAACUAUGUUUAGAAUAGGCAAGCCACACAAGAAAACAGAAGGCGAUAUAUACGGAAGAUCACAACCUGGGAGAUCCUCAGAAAAGUCGUUAUCAAGAGAAGCGCUAGAGAGGCAUAGCAGAAUAGACGAGAGGGAGAAAAGUGAAGAGAACCAAACACAGCCGCAAAGAUCGGAGGCGGCGCACUCGCGGCAGGGCAGCAGCAGCAGCCUCGCCAAGGAGCGGCGCGCGCCGCCGUACCGCGCGCCGCCGCCGCAGCACCACCAGCAGCAAGCUAUGGACAGUGCGUGGGGUCCUACAGGUCACUAUGUCAACUAUGAAGAAAUACAACAAAAUUUAAACGCGCGUCGCGAGAAGUUGAGCGAAGUACAGAUAGGACAAAUGAGGCGCCAGGUCAGCGCGCAGAGAGCUAAAGCUGAGGAGGAGAGUCGUCGGGCAGGCGCGGGUGGCUUCCACUCACAGCGCUCCUGUAGGGAGGGAGGCAUUCGACCACAGUCUAACUACUACGAGUACGAAACUGCCCCGCCCAGGAGGCCUGGCAAACUCUCGCACUACCACUGA
Messenger RNA from Arctia plantaginis, 3324 nucleotides. The record is from the annotation of a GenBank genome assembly. NCBI's taxonomy places the organism in Eukaryota, Metazoa, Arthropoda, Insecta, Lepidoptera, Erebidae.